Arctia plantaginis is the source of this 774-nucleotide messenger RNA. Lineage: Eukaryota; Metazoa; Arthropoda; Insecta; Lepidoptera; Erebidae. The record is from the annotation of a GenBank genome assembly.
AUGAAAUUGUUUAUCGUUUUAGCUGCUGUCGCACUGGCGCAGGCUGCCAAACUAGACCGCGUGUAUCUUCCACCCAACGCUCGCGCGUCAGCGGGUUCUGCUAAUCUUCUUCAGACUCCUCGCCAGUCGUUUAAAAAUGGCCAGGCACAGAAUGAUUUCUCUAAUGCACCUCUCAACACAAAUGCCUACGCUCAGAACGCUUAUUCAGGUUUCGAUGGUCGUCCUGAACGUGCACAAGCUGCAUUAGAGAGAAAUGCUGCUAUUCUUCGCCAGGACAACUCAAAUGAUGGAGAAACUUACUCCUAUGCUUACGAGACUGAGAACGGUAUUUAUGCUGUAGAAAACGGAGUAGCGUCUAAUGGUGUCCAAGCUCAGGGCGAAUACUCUUACACUGGUGAUGAUGGCAUAGUCUACUCUAUAAGAUAUACAGCUGAUGAAAACGGAUUUGUCCCCCAAGGUGAUCACAUUCCUACUGCUCCUCCUAUUCCUGAAGAAAUUAUGAGGGCCCUGGAGAAGAACGCUGCUGAUGAGGCUGCUGGUAUUUACGACGAUGGAUCUUACAAUGAAGCCAAAUACACCGCCGCUGGCAACAAUCAACAGCAGUUCUACAAUACUAAUGCACAGUCUGUGAACAACGAUGAUAACUCCGUCGUCAUCAACUCGGCUACACGCAGCGGAGCUGCUUACAACAGGAACUCCUUGGAAAAGACCUACCUCCCUCCAUUAAAUAGGGGUAACGGAAACUUCAAUUCUAGAAACGGUUAUAACUAUUAA